Messenger RNA from Fragaria vesca subsp. vesca, 1227 nucleotides. RefSeq lists its product as uncharacterized. The coding region runs from base 184 to 993 and encodes 269 amino acids. The record is from RefSeq and is a predicted model, not a curated record. Gene Ontology annotation, cellular component: cytosol. NCBI's taxonomy places the organism in Eukaryota, Viridiplantae, Streptophyta, Magnoliopsida, Rosales, Rosaceae. The transcript has 7 exons.
AAGAAGACUGAGCUCUGGAAGCAAAGACAGUUUAUCACUUUAUCUUGAGUUGUUAUACUUGUAACUUGUAAGCUUCAUUGAGUACUCCUGCUCUGAAAUUCUUCAACUUCCAUAUAGCAUCUGUUCACCAAAAAUCUACGAUAUUCACCAGAAUCGCACCCAAAAGAGAGGAUCUUGAAGUAAAUGGCAGAGGCUGCUCAAAACCCAGUGACCCAGCAGGAGAAAAUCAUUGUAACCAACAAACAUGGUGAAAAGCUUGUGGGCUUAUUACAUGACACUGGUUCUGGGGAUAUUGUAAUCCUAUGCCAUGGUUUUACAGCCACCAAGGAAGACCCUAUUAUGGUGAACCUUGCCGUUGCAUUGGAAAAUGAAGGAAUUAGUUCCUUUCGGUUUGAUUUUUCUGGAAAUGGGGAAAGUGAAGGCAUCUUUGAGUAUGGUAACUAUAGGAAAGAAGCUGAUGACUUACAUUCUGUAGUUGAACACUUUUUAGGGAAAAGCCGUGUUGCAAGUGUAAUUUUGGGGCACAGCAAAGGAGGUGAUGUAGUGCUUCUGUAUGCUUCCAAGUAUCAUGACAUCCGUACUGUUGUCAAUGUUUCUGGACGUUAUGAUCUGAAGAAAGGCAUUGCAGAACGCUUGGGGAAAGACUUUAUGGAAUUGAUCAAGAAGGAAGGCUUCCUUGAUAUCAAAAAUAACACAGGAGGUGUUGCUUUUCAUGUGACUGAAGAAAGUUUGAUGGAUCGCCUUAGUACUGAUAUGCAUGAAGCAUGCCUUCAGAUUGGCAAAGAAUGCCAGGUGUUGACGGUCCAUGGAUCUGAUGAUGAGGUCAUCCCUGUGGAUGAUGCAGUGGAGUUCUCCAAGAUAAUACCUAACCACAAAUUACAUAUUGUGCGAGGAGCUAAUCAUUGUUACACCUCGCAUCAGGCUGAGUUAGCUUCAGUUGUGGUGGACUACAUAAAGACAGUUCUGCAGCAGGACAAGGCAACUUCCAACUAGGUACUCUAUGCCAAGCAGAAUAUAAAUUCCUGAAGUUUUACCUGUUGAAAAUUGGGUGCCUGGGGGUUCCAUGAGCUUGAUGUUGUUGGAUGCACACAUAUAUGUAUUGCCAUAAGUCUGUGCUCAUUAGUAACACCCGUAUCUUAUCAUGUUGAUUCGGAAAAAAUUGUCUGGGGGUUCAGCUGUCACAUUUUUGUCUGUCAAGAAAGUUAUUUUUCCAUUUCGUUGCCAUGA